AAAAGUCAUAAAAAAAAAAAAGGCGAGUAUACUACUAUAUAGCAUAGAAAAGUAAUCUGAAGAAUCAAAACGAAAGUAUUGACUACUGCUGCUUCUGCAAUGGCUGCUGCUGCUGCGCAAUCCGGUGAAGCACAACCCAACAGACCCAUUUCCAACAUCCUAAUCGUCAUUGCUAUGCAGACGGAGGCUCAACCUGUUGUCAAUAAAUUUGAGCUCAUCGAAGAUCCUCACUCUCCGUUUCCACAAGGCGUUCCUUGGGUACGUUAUCAUGGGAAAUACAAAGAUCUCAAUAUAAACUUGAUUUGGCCUGGAAAAGAUCCAUCUUCUGGGGUUGAUAGUGUCGGCACAAUAUCGUCUGCUCUUGUAACAUAUGCUGCUAUUCAAGCAUUGCAGCCUGACUUGAUCAUAAAUGCCGGCACUGCUGGGGGCUUCAAGGCCAGAGGAGCUAGUGUUGGUGACAUUUUCAUUGCAUCAGAUUGUGCUUUUCAUGACAGAAGAAUACCUAUUCCUGUUUUUGAUCUGUAUGGAGUUGGCUCACGUAAAGCCUUUGAAACACCCAACCUUGUGAAGGAACUUGAUCUAAAGGUGGCUAAAUUGUCUACUGGUGACUCUUUAGAUAUGACAGAGCAGGAUGAAUCAUCGAUCACAGCAAACGAUGCAACUGUUAAAGAUAUGGAGGGAGCAGCCGUUGCUUAUGUUGCCGACCUUCUGAAAGUUCCUGCAAUUUUUGUAAAAGCUGUGACUGAUAUCAUCGAUGGUGACAAACCAACUGCUGAAGAAUUCCUGCAGAAUUUGGCUGCUGUAACUGCAGCACUUGAUCUGGCUGUCGAAAAGGUCAUUAAUUUUAUUAAUGGGAAGAGCAUAUCUGAACUUUGACAACCUAAUUUCAGCUUUCCUAGUUUUGUCAUAUGCAAUUGUACACUACCACCGCAAUUGAUUCAAAAUUUGUGAGAUUUAAGCAAAAAUAGACACUUGUAAACUGAGAAGGAUAUUACAGCUGCGACCUCACCUCUUCCGUUGUAUAAGUUAUUUGGCCAAAUAUUGUGUCAUUCAUUGUAAACAUGUAUAAUGACAUCCGCGUAAUUUAUAUCUUUAGACUCCA
Molecule: messenger RNA, 1102 nt
Organism: Trifolium pratense (red clover)
Lineage: Eukaryota; Viridiplantae; Streptophyta; Magnoliopsida; Fabales; Fabaceae
Product: 5'-methylthioadenosine nucleosidase-like
Exons: 8
Coding region: 100-876 (258 amino acids)
Biological process (GO): nucleoside metabolic process
Molecular function (GO): methylthioadenosine nucleosidase activity
Source: RefSeq, a predicted model, not a curated record